AUGUCUUUACUCGUUAACGUCAAACUGCAUAGCACAGCAAACCAGGAACACGAGUACUAUAUUUACGAUGUACUGAAUGACUUGUUUCUCCAGGGCAAGCCAGGGAAACACGUGGACUUCAUUGGCUAUCUCUCAAUGAGGUUGCUGCCAACGGUGUAUGCUCUUUAUCAUACGAUGGAGGACACUUAUGCUCUUGACUUCUCUGCUCCACCGUUAAGCUUGCCUUUCCUGGUGGCCGUGACUACUGAGGAGGGCAUGCAUGGUCUGUAUAACCAUGUUGAUGAGACAAACCCUGGUAGUUGCACUGUCAUCCAUAUUGCACGGUACCCUACAGGUUACUGUAAGGUGACUGACAGCGACCUUGCAACAUUGUCGUAUAUCUUUGCUACAUCAAGCCAGGGGACAUCGAUCAUCCUGCAGUCAUGGAUUUGCUCCAAGUCCACUCAUAUCAUACCAGCAGAUUCAAGCAGCACCAUUGGAUUACACCAACAGGCCGCCACACCCGUCCAUUGCACAAGACACCAUGUUGAUCGUAGUAUCUGCAAGAUCAUGAGGUUCUUUCUAAAAAAAACCACAAAGAAGCCUAUUCCUGAGAAUGAGAUACUGAACCUUGCUUCACCAUGGCUCUCGCAAUGUUUCUAUGAUGCAAGGCACGCACUGGGCUACACCCUUGAUGACUCUCAUGCAGGCCUUGGCCUUGCUAAUGGAAUGUUUGGUGGCGCUCUGAUGGACAAAAUAUCGGACGGCCUUCAGAUGUUCCUAAGACCAUCCGCAUACACCCUCCCACUUGCUGACAAUGGGUUUUUCCAAUUCAUGCGCCACCAGGCAUGCUCAACAUCCCCCAUGGGAGACAAUAGCGUUCGUCGCAUCAUUUGUCUUGCUACAAAGACUUGUCAAUUGCUCGACCACUCCCGUCUCACUAGCAAUGUUUCCAACACCCAGCCAAAUGUUCAUGGAAUUUAUGGAGAUGGGUCCUAUGCUCUUGCAACAGGACAAUGA
Suillus subalutaceus is the source of this 999-nucleotide messenger RNA. RefSeq lists its product as uncharacterized. The record is from RefSeq and is a predicted model, not a curated record. The transcript is spliced from 10 exons. NCBI's taxonomy places the organism in Eukaryota, Fungi, Basidiomycota, Agaricomycetes, Boletales, Suillaceae. Bases 1 to 999 code for a protein of 332 amino acids.